This is a messenger RNA of Verticillium alfalfae VaMs.102, 2355 nucleotides long. RefSeq lists its product as hypothetical. Gene Ontology annotation, biological process: eisosome assembly. The transcript has 4 exons. Lineage: Eukaryota; Fungi; Ascomycota; Sordariomycetes; Glomerellales; Plectosphaerellaceae. Bases 1 to 2355 code for a protein of 784 amino acids. The record is from RefSeq and is a predicted model, not a curated record.
AUGUCGCGGUCCACUGUACAGGAUGCCAGCAUGGCUGAGACACAGUACCAAGUUGUGACCCCAGCCGCUCUUGCUGGAACCAUCAAGUACGCCAAACCGCAAGAUCUUCCCAGCUUUCCCUCACACGGCUUGCGACAAGACGGCGCUGCAGCAGGUGCCGCAGCGUCAUUAGGCUGGGCGAACCAGAAGCCCAUCAACCCGUGGCGACCUGACAAGUCGUCAUCCGCAUCCGCCGCUGCCGUUCUAGCCAAGGACUACAAAAUGGCGCCCCAGUGGGAACCAAACGUCAGCUCUGCUGGCGCCAAAGCCGCGCUCCUCGCAACGCAGUCCGCUGGCAAGUCGCAAAACUCAUCCAGCACAGCACGACCUUCGCCCACCGCAGGUUGGGGCAACUCGGCCGCCGCUCAGGCCACUCAGGCCGCGCUCAACCAACGGCACUCCACGGCGCCUCAGUCACCUUCCAAGGCAUCGUCUAAUAGCAACCCCGCAGCAGCACAGGCGGCUGCCGCCAUGAAGAAGCACACGCCAUCUACUUCUAUUUCAUCCUCGCAAGCCGGCUGGGGCAAUUCCGCUGCCACUCAAGCAUUCAAGACCAGCCAAUCUGUGCGAAAGCCUACCACAACACCUAGCUCCGACCAAGCCAACACCAACGAGCGGAAUGGUCUUGGAUCGUUGUCGGCUGCCCAGAGCGCCAUGCCUGCGAGACGGCGACCUCGAGCAGCCUCUACCCCCAACACUGACGCGCUCGAGGCCAAAGCAGCUGCCAGUGCUCUCAGUGCCGCAUCGGCUUACCAUGGACCGACACAUGUUCACAUCCACCCGGCGUUCAGCAAGUCAGAGGAUGAAAAACGAGCCGAUCUUCUUCACGCAUCAGCGGUGGCCAUGGCUAAGAAGAUGUACACGCAGCAGGAGAAAAUGGCCACCCAGACUCGGAGUAACCAAGACGUCGAGUCUGACGUCGCAAGCGCCGAUGAUCAACCCAGGCCAUAUGUGAACCUUCAGGAGGCCGCUUACAAGAUGGCGCAAGAGAGACUUGCGAAGCUGGAAGCUGAGCAUGGUCGCAGCAGAGAGUACCAAGAGUACUAUGGCAACAGCGGAAGCAUUCCAGGCCGCCGCAACACUCUUCAGCGACGCUUCACAUUGAAGCCCAAGCUACGCAGGCGUUCUUCAAGCGAGGGUGAUGGUGAUGAUCGCCAGCAGUCAGAGCGCAUUCGGCAGCAAAUGUCUAUUUUUUCAACAAACUUGUCGAAAGUUGACGAGCAGAAGCGAUCCAAGGACCGGGAAAUGCUCCUCGCAGCUGCACAGAGGAACGUCAAGGCGCGGCUGCAGGGUAUGGACGACAAGGUAUACGCUGAUACGGGCAAGUCCCGGCCACCGAAGAAGCUGAGUGAAUGGGAGCUCAAGGCGCACGAGGCGGCUCAACAGAUGCACACCUCGCGCAACAAGAACCAUGGCAAAGUCGACAUGGGCGGCGGCAUGUUUAUGAGCCCCGAGGACGUCGACGCCAUUGCCAUGAAGAAGGUCCAGCCUGUGCUCGACGAGAUCAACGAGAAGGCAGCUGUCGAGCGCGAGAAGCAGGAGGUGAUCCGACUAGAGGCUGAAGCCAAGAAGAAGGACGAAGAAAAGGCCAAGGAGCGGGACAGAGAAAUCAAGGCGAUCAACAAACAGAUCAGAGAUGAUGAGAAGCGCGAGGAGAAGGAGCGUCGCCAGCACGAGAAGGCUGAGCAAAAAGCGCAGAAGGACGCCGAGCAUGCUAUCAAGGCCGAGGAGAAACGUCAAGCCAAGGAAGAAAAGCGCAAGUCAAAGCUCACACAAAAGCAAGCUGAGAACCCCAGCACUGCCCACGAUGCCACCAACGACACCGACAGCGACGAGAAUGAGGACAUGGCGGAGGUUCACCCGCAGCCUAUGGUCGAUACAGACACUGCGAACCACUCCAAUGAGGCGCGCAGCCCCAAAGAAGCAGGGUCCCCGACGCACAAGGUCAAGUCGUGGCUCAAGUCACGAUUUACGCGACCCCGCGGCAAGUCAUCGGCUGAUGUCGAGGGCCAGCCCAAGGGUUUUGUCGGUGGCGCGGCCCUCCACAGGGGUCUCAAUGACAGUACGACCAGCCUCGACAACCGUGCCAACAGCAUGCGUGACGUCGCACUGGCGGGUAAGGGACGUGGGCGAUCGGAGACAGCCACAACGCGAGAUUCGGAGCCCAUCAGCGUUGUGAGCUCCGACGAUGAAGGAUUUAAAGACGCGCGCGAUGAUCUUGAGCGGACCAUUACACCGCCGACAAAGAUUAGGGACCCUAAUGAGGAGGCGAACGGGAGUCCGACACGAGACUCGCGAUUUCGGGAGGUUCUGUAA